This is a messenger RNA of Apis cerana (Asiatic honeybee), 1327 nucleotides long. RefSeq names its product replication termination factor 2. Lineage: Eukaryota; Metazoa; Arthropoda; Insecta; Hymenoptera; Apidae. The record is from RefSeq and is a predicted model, not a curated record. Gene Ontology annotation, biological process: mitotic DNA replication termination. Gene Ontology annotation, cellular component: nucleus.
AGAUCAGUAUUGUUACCAAUACUAAAAUCAUUCAAUUCAAAUAUUUUACAUAUAAAUUUUAAUUAAAAUAUUAAGUUUAUGUUAAAUUUUUUUAAAUAUCUUUUUAUAUGGAUUAUAUAUAAUAAAAAUUAAAUAUUAAAAAUUUGUUUUUUUCAAAAUUUAAUAAAAUCAUUAUUUACAUUCAUCAUAUAUAAUAAGUUGGUAGCAUUGAAUUAUAUUACGUAUCUUUAUUUAUUGUUAUUAAUGUUAUAUUCUGUAUAAUCAAUAAUAUUUAAUAUACAUUUCGUUAAAUUUGAAUAAGUUGUUAGUAAUUUUUCAAUUUCAUUUUAUAAUAUAUCAUGGGUUGUGAUGGUGGAACUAUUCCUCGAAGAGAUGAACUCGUAAGAGUUAAGAAAAAACCAGAACAGAAAGAUAAGGAAGCAGAAUUAGCGUUUAAGUGGAGACAUUGCACAAUUAAACAAUUACCAUUACAACCACCAGUAGUUGGUUGUGGUUUAGGUCAUCUUUAUAGUAAAGAAUCUGUAUUAGAAGGUCUCCUUGAUCGAAGUACACUUCCAGAAUCAGCACAACACAUUAAAACCUUAAAAGAUAUAAAAAACUUAAAUUUGACACCGAAUCCAGCAUUUGAUGGUAAUAAAGCAAAAAAAGGAGAUUGUUAUGCAGAUGAAGGAAAAAGUCCAUAUAUUUGUCCACUUAUUGGACUAGAAAUGAAUGGUAAAUACAAAUUUUGCUUUUUAUGGUCAUGUGGUUGUGUAAUGAGUGAAAGAGCACUUAAAGAAGUCAAAAGUAAGAUAUGUCAUCAAUGCCAACAACCUUUUACUGAAGAAGAUAUUGUUAUCAUAAAUGCUGAAGGUAAUGAUCUUAAAUUGAUGGAAGAGAAUAUGAUACUACGAAAAAUAGCUAAGAAAAAAUCUAAGAAACAGAAAUAUAAUGAAGAUAAUCAAACAUUAGAAAUUAAACAAGAAGAAAUACCAAAGAAAAAAAUUAAAAAGGAAGAUAAAAGUUCUACUUCUAAGAUUACUAAUAGAACAGAAGCUGAAGAUCCGGCAUAUAAAAAAGUUAAAGAAAAUUAUAGUGUUGCUAAAGAUCCUAAAGCAUCAGAAGUUUUCAAAAGUAUUUUCACUACCCACAAAUCUGCAGCAGAACAAGAUAGGGCACAUUGGAUUACAUAUAACCCAUUUUACAAUUAAAAUAUUUCAAAUAUAAUGAAUAUUCUAAAAAUAAUUAAUAUUAUGCAUAUAGCAAAUAUUAUAUGUAAAAAUAAAUAUCUGUACACAUAAAUGUUUUCAUCAUUAAAUAAAUAAUUUUAUAUAUGUAUAAAAAACGA